This is a messenger RNA of Zerene cesonia (dogface butterfly), 2150 nucleotides long. RefSeq names its product gastrulation defective protein 1 homolog. Bases 195 to 2132 code for a protein of 645 amino acids. Gene Ontology annotation, molecular function: protein binding. The transcript is spliced from 5 exons. The record is from RefSeq and is a predicted model, not a curated record. Lineage: Eukaryota; Metazoa; Arthropoda; Insecta; Lepidoptera; Pieridae. Gene Ontology annotation, biological process: regulation of DNA double-strand break processing. Gene Ontology annotation, cellular component: nucleus; site of double-strand break.
AUUCGCAAUUGUCAAAUCGUAUAAACAGUGCCGUAUAUUACCCCAAAGUCUAUUUAUUAUUUAAAACGAAGAUAAUAUCAAUGGUUAUUUUAUUUGACCCCACCAAUAAUAUGUUACUUUACGUGUAAAGUAUUAAUUGUGAUUGUGUAUAUUUAAUUUUCUGUAUAUUUGAUAAAUAUAAGAACAAAUCAAAGAUGAGUAAGAAACCUAUAUCUUUCGGCAAAAUAACAUUAAACUUUCAAAAGGAAACAAAUGACAAUGAAUCAACGUCGGGCUUUGGAACGUUUGGGCGCACUCCGAUACAGGAGCAGAAGGAAAUCGAAGAGCUAUCAGAUGAUUUAGAAAACCAACAUGUACAAAAGGUAAUGGGUAUUAAAAACUUCGGUAAGAAAGCAAAGAACUUCGAUGUGGAAGAAAUGAUGGAACGUGCGAGGCAGACGGCGCAAGAGGCUGCUAAGAAACAGGCUGAGCUGGAGCAAAAAGCUAAAGAAAAUGAUGAAGUUAUAGGUCCCUUACCCCCAGCUACAAAUGAGGAAAGUGAUGAUGAAGAAGUAAUAGGCCCACCAAUACCAGACAGUAUACUCAAACCGGAAAAACAAAAAGAUGAUGAUAAGGAUUCGGAGGAUAGCUACAAUGAGCUGAGUGAUUCGGAUGAUGAAGAACUCAGUUUGGAUAAACGGAUACCUAACUCACAUGAGGUGGAAAUGCACCACGGAUCAAAGGCUGUAGUAGCUCUAGCGGUAGACCCAUCGGGUGCUCGUCUGGCUACCGGCUCUGUGGAUUAUGAUGUAUCAUUUUGGGACUUUGCUGGUAUGGAUUCUUCAAUGCGAUCGUUCCGUACACUGCAACCGUGCGAGAACCACCCGAUAAGAGCGCUACAAUACUCCGCUACCGGUGACUCCAUAUUGGUAGUGAGUGGUGCGGCUCAGGCCAAGGUGCUGGAUAGAGACGGGUUUGAAGUGCUAGAGUGUGUGAAGGGGGACCAGUAUAUCACAGAUAUGGCAAGAACAAAAGGCCACACAGCAGCACUAAACAGCGGCUGCUGGCACCCGCACAUCCGCGAAGAGUUUAUGACUUGCGCCCAAGACGGAACCCUCAGAUUGUGGCUGACAGAAAACCCAAAACAGCAUAAAGCCGUCAUCAAACCCAGACAGCAGGGUGGAUUGAAGACAAAUCCUACGUCCUGUGCCUUCUCUAGAGAUGGCAACACAGUCGCCUGUGGUUGCUUCGAUGGGUCCAUACAAAUGUGGGACCACAGGAAAAACUUCGUCAACAAUUCAACUCUACUCCGAAACGCUCAUCAGAAACAAUCGGAAAUAUCAAGCAUCGCGUUCUCUUACUUGGGGUCCUAUCUUGCAACCAGAGGCAACGACGAUACAAUGAAAGUCUGGGAUCUUAGAGCGUUUAAGAAACCACUCAAUGUGUUCGGGGGUCUAUUUUCCAGGUACGAGCAAACUGACUGCGGUUUCAGUCCCGAUGACAAUAUGGUGUUUACGGGUGAAUCACUGCAAAGGAACCAGGAUGUUGGAAGACUGAUAUUCUACAAUGUUAAGACGUUCGAAGAAGUGUCGCGUAUAGAUGUGACCAAGUCGCACGUUAUCAAGGCAGUUUGGCAUGCGAAAUUGAACCAAUUAUUUGUUGGAUGUGGAAACGGUGUUGUGAAGUGUUAUUACGAUAGCAAGAGGAGUUUGCGUGGCGCUAAAUUGUGUAUAGUGAAAACUCAUAGAAAGAAACAGUCUAUAGAAGUAGUAAGCUCGCAGCAAAUCAUCACGCCCCACGCAUUGCCGUUAUUCAAGCAAGAAAAGUUGCGGACAAAUAAGAAGAAAUUGGAAAAGGACAGGCUAGACCCGCUGAAAUCUAGACGACCUGAUUUACCUAUAACUUCAGGUCAGGGUGGAAGGGUUGCAGCUUCCGGAAGUACCCUGAGCUCCUUCGUGAUAAGGAACUUGGGUCUCUCUAAGAGGGUGGACGACGAUCAAGAUCCAAGGGAAGCUAUAUUAAAGUUCGCUAAAGACGCAGAGGAAAAUCCAUUCUGGGUUGCCCCCGCGUAUAAGAAAACACAACCGAAGCCAAUAUUUCUGGACGAUGAAGAUGGCCCAUCUGAUGCUAAAAAACCGAAAUCGGAUACUUAAAUAAAAUAUUUAAGAACA